Molecule: messenger RNA, 2228 nt
Organism: Anarrhichthys ocellatus (wolf-eel)
Lineage: Eukaryota; Metazoa; Chordata; Actinopteri; Perciformes; Anarhichadidae
Product: PR domain zinc finger protein 12-like
Exons: 6
Coding region: 1-1233 (410 amino acids)
Biological process (GO): neurogenesis; regulation of gene expression
Cellular component (GO): nucleus
Molecular function (GO): histone methyltransferase binding
Source: RefSeq, a predicted model, not a curated record
AUGGGCUCCGUGCUGCCCGGCUCCUCUGUGGGCCUGAAGUCGGUGUUUAAGCCGCAGCAGCCGCUCUCUCUCGCGGACAUCAUCACGUCGGACAUCCUGCACAGCUUCCUGUACGGCCGCUGGAGGCACGUGCUGGGCGAGCAGCACCACCAGCACGUGCCUCACCUGCAGCAGCACCACCUGAACCUGCACGAGGACCGCACCGCGCCGAGCGCGAGCCCCAAGACCGCGUUCACCGCCGAGGUGCUCGCGCAGUCCUUCUCCGGAGAGGUGCAGAAGUUGUCGAGUCUGGUUUUACCGAGUGAGGUGAUCAUCGCUCAGAGUUCAGUCCCAGGAGAAGGUUUGGGUAUUUUCUCUAAGACGUGGAUCAAAGCAGGAACAGAGAUGGGACCGUUCACCGGACGCCUCAUCUCACCGGAACACAUCGACCAGUACAAGAACAACAACCUCAUGUGGGAGGUGUUCAACGAGGACGGGACCGUCCGGUACUUCAUCGACGCCAGUCAGGAGGACCAGAGGAGCUGGAUGACUUACAUCAAGUGUGCACGGAACGAGCAGGAGCAGAACCUGGAGGUGGUUCAGAUCGGCAGCAGCAUCUUCUACAAGGCCGUGGAGACGAUCCCUCCGGACCAGGAGCUGCUCGUCUGGUACGGGAACUCUCACAACACCUUCCUGGGGAUCCCAGGGAUCCCUGGAGGAGACGAGGAGCAGAGCAAGAAGACCAAGACGGAUGAGUUCCACACCUGUGAAGGCUCCUCUUCCUCCUCCUGCUCCUCCUCGUCCUCCUCCUCCUCUUCCUCCUCCUCCUCCUCCUCCUCCUCCAUCAGUCUGGGUCGUAUGCGUUGCGUCAUCUGCCACCGUGGGUUCAACUCCCGCAGUAACCUCCGCUCUCACAUGCGGAUCCACACGCUGGACAAGCCGUUCGUGUGCCGCUUCUGUAACCGCCGCUUCAGCCAGUCGUCCACGCUGAGGAACCACGUGCGUCUGCACACCGGAGAGAGACCCUACAAGUGUCACGUGUGCCAGUCGGCCUACUCGCAGCUGGCCGGUCUGAGGGCGCACCAGAAGAGCGCCCGGCAUCGACCCUCCGGGGGCGCCGGAGCGGGGGGGACGGUGCACACUGCUCACUCUCCUCCCGCUGCUCUUCCUCCUCCUCAUCCUCACCCACCACAGCUCACCUCCAUGCCUCACCCAGCCUCACUGGUGCACCACAUCCCCACCAUGGUGCUGUGAUCGGGGGAGGGGAGAGAGAGAGACAAACAGACAGACAGAUGAUCUAAACAUGACAUGAAUGAGACGAUCAGACGUUUGUAUUAUUUACAUUAUCAGCAUGCUUCACGGUUCUUCAUUCAAACACUGAGACUCAUGAUGACUCAUGAAACUGUUGCAUGAUGGGAUGCAGCGUUCAGCCUGUGACUCUGGUAUAAAUGUCUGUGAGACGAUGAUGUCGUGCUUUGGUCUGCAUGCGAAAGGUUCUGUUAAAGCGUUGUGACCUUUGUGUGUUAUAAACUGUGAGGAACUACAGUCUGAAGCAUCUUCACAGGAAUCCACUGAGCUUCUGCUAGAUCGUCCUAUUGGUCAGGCAGUACCAUGCUAACAGGUUAGCAUACAUGAUGCUAAAGCUCCAACUGCAGUACAAACCUUCACACCUGGAAAAGGUUUUAUAUCUGGUUACUAAGGGAUAACCCGUGUUAAGUGGAGUAAAAUGUCAGUCACACCAAAUUUCGCUGAAAAAUCUUGUUGACUUUUUGAUUCAUGCGCUAACUAGCGAAACUGUUCCAAAGAGUUCAAAAUGGAGGAAGCUAAAGUAUCAAGAGUUCACUUUAACGAAGCUGCUCCAGAGUACAAACCUGGUUUACACACAGUUACUAAUGUGACUCUUGAAAUUAUUGUGGCACUAGCAUUCAAACUUGCUAGUUUGUUAGCAGGCUAGCUAGCUUGGAGUGCUAGUAGGUCUGUCUGUGGGUCCACAUCACACGCCCUGGAAAUGGUUGCUGCUCGUUUAGGUUCACAAAAAAACUUUAGCUGCAGAAACGUCUUGGUUAGAUUUAGGAGAACAUUGUGGUUUGGGUUAAAAUAAUUUGUGUGGAUCCCAGAAGUUAUCUCAGAGGGCGUGUCGUGUAGUAAAGUUGACAAGGUUGACAGACAGACCUGUCUCACCAUAUCCAGUAGCCACGAUGUCGCUAAGCUAAUGCGACUUCUAACACAAAAUAUUUCAGAAGGAAACA